Molecule: messenger RNA, 3864 nt
Organism: Ceraceosorus bombacis
Lineage: Eukaryota; Fungi; Basidiomycota; Exobasidiomycetes; Ceraceosorales; Ceraceosoraceae
Source: the annotation of a GenBank genome assembly
AUGCCACCACGCCAUCACCACAGUGGGGGUGCAACAAUAGGCAAUGCAGGUGGUGGCGGUUCUCCAUUUCCACCUUUGGGUCUAGCAGCAGCGGGCGCCAUACCUAGCGGCACACACACUCCCGCCAACAAUCCCUCUACGUCUGGAGACUCGGAGGGGAAUGCGUCUUCUAGAACAGGUCUGCCGCCUUCUACUGGGAAAGUAGACACUGCUGCUGCCCAGAGCUGCAGAGUGCAAGACGCAUAUUGGAGCGAAGAUGAGGUCAGUGUGUGGUACACGUGCAUUCUGGAGAGAGCGGCGAGAGGUGUGCGUCUCACUGACCAGAAUCUGCUGGCUGACCGUUGUUGCUCCACUGUCGUCCUUUUGCAGGAGGACAUGGACUGCCCGCUGUGCUUGGAAGAGAUCGAUAUGUCGGACGCCAACUUCAGGCCUUGUCCUUGCGGCUACCAGGUACGCACUUUCCACCCACUGGGCGCAAUCGUGGCACUUUGGCAUCCGUCUAGCUGCUAAAGCCUCCUCUCUAAUCUCACUCAGAUUUGUCGCUUCUGUUGGCACCACAUCAAGCAGAAUCUGAACGGAAGAUGUCCGGCUUGUCGGCGCAAGUACAGCGAUCAAGCCGUGGAGUUUACGCCAAUGACCCCAGAGGAGUGAGUGUAGCAUACAUGCGCUCCCUGAUUUGGCUGUGCGCGUCGCAUGAGAGAGAGAGAGAGAGAGAGAGAGAGAGAGAGAGAGAGAGAGAGAGAGAGAUUGGCUGACACCGAUCGCUCGCCUGUCAGGAUCAAGCGCUUGACCCUUUCCAAACGGCAAAAGGAAAGGGAAAAGAGAGAGCUGGAGCAGAUGAAUCGAAGACACUUAUCCAACGUGAGGGUGGUCGUCAGAACUUUGGUCUAUGUGACAGGCUUGAGCCCGCGGUUGGCUCGCGAGGAGGUGAGUUUGUUCUCUUUGCAGCAGUGUCUGCAUCGUCACAGACUCACUGACUUUCCAUAUCGCCGCCGCCCGCCUCACGUGAAUAGCUCAUACCGACGCUGCGCUCCAACGAGUACUUCGGCCAGUAUGGACGUAUAUCCAAAAUUUUGAUCUCGAAGCGCACAACAGCAUCAAAGUUGGUCAUGGGCACCUCGGAGUCAGCACUAGGUGUGUACAUCACUUACCAUCGCAAAGAAGACGCGGCGAGGGCGAUUGUGGCGAUCGAUGGGAGCAAAGGUUCCGACGGGCGCACGCUAAGGGCCAGUUUUGGAACGACCAAGUACUGCACCACGUACUUGCGCAACUUGCCUUGCACCGUGCCCACUUGCACCUACUUACACGAGCCGGGUGAAGAAACGGACACAUUCACAAAAGAAGAUCUUAGCACUUUGUGAGUAGAUCCGUCGAGCGGCGCUCAGGCUUCGACUGACCAAGGGCUUUACUCACUGCAGGCGCCACGCAACCAAGGACGCUGAAUUCAAGCUCAAGCCUAGCGCGGCUGCGAUUCAAGCCGCCACCCAGUCUACGCGUCGAACAGACCCAUUCUCGAGUUCGGGUGCGCCGGGCUCAGAUAGCUCAGCCGCAGCCUUUGGCACUACGCCAGAAGGCUCUGCACUUCCCAAGACUGCCAGCUGGGCUAGUGCAAAGGCUCCAGGCACGCCUAUUGCGCCUACACCUGCUUUGCCCGUCUCGGGCGUCAUUCGCGACUCUGAGCUGCCAUCUCUUGCCGCAGCUACGGCCGCGAGGGAGGCACAAAGAAAGGCCAGCUCUCACACCAAGCAGAGCGCCAAGCAACAAGCAGCGCCAAGUCUCGAUGGCUCAGCUCCCGCAUCUCCGGCUCCAGUCAACGCGGCUCUCGCUGCGCCCACUACUCCCGCGUCCACGUCAAAGAGCCGAGCGGCUCAGCGUGCUGCUACCGCAGUGGCUGCCAACGAACCGUCAGCUGAGCCAGAGCCAACCGAGCUGGCGGAACCUUUAGAAGGCGCAUUGAAGGACCCUAGCGCCGAUAUGGCGCCUCAAGCUGAGCCGCUACCAGCGCAGCCAGACGACUUCGCUUCUAGGAGAGCGUCAGACUCGAGUUCGGGCAAGGCUGCUCAAGCAGGUGGAGGAACCUCCAGACCACCCGGUCUUGCUCCGCCGGGCUUGAUCAAGGUCUCAGCAACAGCAAGUGCGGAGGCGCCACCAGGGCUCGGACCUCCUCGAGUAGCAACACCAGCAACGAACGGAGAAGUGGCAAGCCCGCCUUACCAGCCCAGCCUUUCUGCUCAAGCUCUUCUGGACGAUAUGCGGGUGCGGCGCGAUGCUGGCCCGCGAGUGAGCCCAUUUCCCUCCUUUGAAGACACACUGCGCAGCUUUGAGAGUGGCGGAGACUUCUCUUUUAACCUCAGCGGCGACGUCCAAAAUUCAGAGAAGAGUGGCGUACGAAACGCGGGGAUGGGAGCCUCAGCUGCGGGCUCGUUUCUGUUUGGUGGCCCGCACGGCAUCGCGCCAUUCGGUGCCGUGCCGUCUGGUCUGACCACCGGCAGCGUCACUUUCAACGGCUCAGCAGACCAAGCAGGCGUCUACAACGGCUCUUUUGAUCCCUUUGCAGAAGAUGCUGGCAAGACCAUUAUCGCUCUGAAAGGUCACGGUGACGAUUUGGCACACGAUCCAGCCGCGGGGCCCUUUGCAGCGAUAGAUCAAAUGAGAAGGACGCUGUCCGAAGAGAGAGCCGGAGACAAUGCCAGCAACGAUGACGAUGGUGCGACCGACGCUGACACGAAGCAAGCGAGUCGGUUUGGAUUCGCCAAGCGCAAAGAGUCGGAUGUAGGGGCUGCAGGAACAAGCUCGCCAUUUCUUCGACCGCGCUCGCAGUUGUUCUCAAGCGCGGUGCCGCAGACCCAAGCACAACCUGCUUAUGCAGGUCCACCAGGCCUGGGCAGUGGUGGCACGGCAUCGUUUGAGUCGCACGGUGACCCUUUGGCCAUGAACAUGCGAGAUAACGCGACAAAUGUCCUAGGCAGCGUGCUAUCAGAUCGACGAGGGCCGAUGGGCCUGCAAGGCAAGGCGCAAGACGUCUUUUCAUCGCCACGUCUAGACCAUCAGGCACGCUCUGGCAGCCCGGCCCAGUCCCAGCAGUACAAUGCUGUUCAACAGUAUGGUCAAAGCCAUGCGUCCCCUCUGAAUGGAUUUGGGUCCCAGAACAGGCACGAAUCUGACUUUGGCUCCUCCGCGCGCGAAUCUCCUUUGUUGAUGCAUCAGCAACAGCAUCGGACGACGGGCCCUCCGCCGGGAUUUGGAGUGCCCAACAAUGCAGAUCAGCAACACUAUGCGCACUCUCUUCAGCAACAGCAGCAUUCGCAAGCUCAGGGCCGUACCAAUCACGGAGGUUCGGUUGCAGGCGUGGGCUACGAUUUCUUGGCGCAACUGCAGCGUGGCAGCGGACCCAACAAUGUCGGUUCGGGCAAUGGCAGCAGCAGCAGGGGCCAAGCUUUCGCUUCGCCAUAUGCUGAUUCCAUGUCUGCUCAACAGCAGCAACAGAGGCACGGCAAUGGCGGAUCGACCACCGCUGCUACGACGCCGGGAGCUAGUGGCAACGCUUCGGAACCGCUCUUGGCGCAGAUCAUGGCCGCAGCAGCAGCUCGGCCUCGAUCAAAUGCUGGUGGUGCUUAUGGCGCGCAGAAUGCGGGAACACCAGGAGCGGGUGGCAACGAGGGCAUGCCCUUUUUCGACCCUGCCAUUAUGAGCAUGACGAGAUCCCAACAGGCGCAAGCUCAGAUGCAUCAUCACCACCAGCACCCGCAGCAUCCGCAGCAGCAACAACAGGGCCAAAAUAAUAAUGUCUAUGCAGGAGCCUUUUCGCCUUUCGAUUCUGUGCCUCAACAGAACGCGUUCGGCAACUUCCAACAAAGGCACUGA